This is a messenger RNA of Cloeon dipterum, 4295 nucleotides long. RefSeq names its product activated Cdc42 kinase-like (gene Ack-like). The transcript is spliced from 18 exons. Gene Ontology annotation, molecular function: protein binding; ATP binding; protein tyrosine kinase activity. Gene Ontology annotation, biological process: protein phosphorylation. The record is from RefSeq and is a predicted model, not a curated record. The coding region runs from base 219 to 3728 and encodes 1169 amino acids. Lineage: Eukaryota; Metazoa; Arthropoda; Insecta; Ephemeroptera; Baetidae.
UCCGAGCCGUCUUGUUCGCAUUCGCAAAGCUCGCAAGGGGGAGGAGUGGCAGGCAAGACCGAGGCAGCGGUGGAGAAGCACAAGACAGAUUGUCUCUUGACACGAAAACAACGAGUGGAAAGUGGUGCAGUGGCCGCCCGAUGGCUCAUUAGACUUUGUUUACAUGCCGGACGAAGAGCAGAGAGGUCCGCCGAGGUCUGCAUGCGCCUCCAGUCAAAAUGUCCGCCCUUCCUAUGUCCGCCCCGGUCACCCCGUCCACGUCCCCGCACCACAAGUCGUCGGGUCCUGGCCUGUACGAGUUCCUCAUCGAAGCGGAACUGCAGCACUAUUACUCGGGCAUCAAAAACACUCUCAAGAUCACUAAUGUGUCCCAGUUGAAAUACGUAACCGAAGAUGACCUGAAUCAAAUAGGAAUGUCCAAGCCGGAGAUGCGGCGACUCAAGAAGUUUUUCGACAAAUACUACCCUCAAAACUACUUUUCUAAGUUUAAAAAGAUGAUUUUACACAAAAAAGAAGAGCACAAUCGGGCGGGCCUCAGUCUGCCUGACGAGCGGGCUGAUCGGCCGCCAAUCAAGGUUCCAAAUAAACAUAUCAUUCCUAAAGAGGCAAUCAUCGUGAACAAAGAGCUUGGAACUGGCGAGUUUGGCGUCGUGCAGCAAGGCGUUUGGUCCAACGACGGCGAAAGGAUUCAAGUGGCCAUCAAGUGCCUGAGCCGCGAGCGGAUGCAAAACAACCCGAUUGAGUUCCUCAAAGAAGCUGGCAUCAUGCACGCGAUCGACCACGAGCACGUCGUCAGACUCUACGGUGUCGUUUUGGACUCGGACUCGCUCAUGCUGGUUACGGAACUAGCACCGCUCCGCUCACUGCUCGAGUGCCUGAAAGAACCGUCCCUCCGCUCGAGCUUCCCUGUGCUCACUUUGUGCGACUUUGCCGUCCAGGUUUGCGAUGGGAUGCAAUACCUAGAGAUGAAAAGGCUCAUCCACAGAGACCUGGCAGCCCGCAAUAUCCUUGUCUUCUCGAAAAACAAAGUGAAAAUUUCCGAUUUUGGUCUGUCCAGGGCGCUCGGCGUCGGCAAGGACUACUACCAGACCAACUUCAAUGUCAACCUCAAGCUUCCUAUUGCUUGGUGCGCUCCCGAGUGCAUCACCUUCCUGCGCUUUACCUCCGCGUCAGAUGUUUGGGCGUACGGCGUGACCCUUUGGGAAAUGUUCAGCUACGGCUUCCAGCCUUGGGCAGCGCUCACAGGCCAGCAGAUCCUCGAGGCCAUCGACGAGCCUUCGUGCCAGCGGCUGGAACAGCCCGACUGCUGUCCCAGGGACUACUACACACUGAUGCUCAAGUGCUGGCACCACGACCCUGUCAAGAGGCCCAAGUUCGCAGACCUCAUGGGUCUUCUGCCUGACUGCAAGCCAGAGCAGGUGCAGGCCGUCCAGGACAGUCCAGACGCGGGACGCGUGAAAAGGGACCACCUCAGCUUCAAAAUGGGCGAAAUCAUCACGGUCUUGGACAGAGGAUCAAGUGGCACUUGGAAAGGCGUGCUUCAGAAUGGCAAAGCAGGAUCUUUCAAUCCAGCCUGCACUGUGGCUUACUUGGGAUUAAAUCUGCCGUCCAACAAAAGCGAAUUCACCAGAGGAGAUGGCAAAAACGCGUACUCAUCAAAGAGAAAGCUUCGAACCGACAUGAUAUCCGCGCCCCAGGGUGACGUCAAGCAUAUGGGUCACGUUGGCAUGGACGGCGCCUACUUCGGCGACAUUUCCUUCCUCGGAGGAAAGUCCACCGCAAGCACUUCAUCUCACUCCCUGCAGUACCCACACUUACCUCGCCAGGUGGUGACACCGUACAAGCCGUCGCUCGACCAGCCCGGCCCGAGCCACACUCGCAACCCGUCCGACUCGUCCGACAGAGCGCCUCUGCUCCUCUCGGCCAAAAGUCCGCCCGCCAACUCGGGUUCGGAUUGGAGUGAUUCGGCGUCUGCCACCCCCAUCAUCGGCAAAGGGGGAAAGUUUUUGAUGGACCAUGAGUAUCACGAAAUCAGUGAUGAGGAAACCGUUGCUGAGAGUCCCAGAUUCGAGAAGUCUUUCGACUUUGGCCCUAGUCUAGUGGAUGAGAUGGACGCCAUGUUCAAAUCAUUCGGAUCACCAAGCAAAACGCCUCAGAGGAUGGAAUCUCCGCCGCCGUCGCCAAUGGCGAAGGUGCCUCUGCCCCUUACGCCCAGUCUGCCGGUGGAGCAGGAAGAAUCUCGCGACGUGACGCACAACGUACGCAACGAGCUGCGCGAAAUCGCCGCCCGGGUCACCGGCGGCAGCAAGAAGAAGCAGGCGACCGUGAAGCCGAUUUCGGCGGCAGACCAGCGCUCGCUCGAGUCGGCCAUCGCCAUGGCCAACGAGCUCGCGUCCAUCUCCAUGCAGGAGCUGGACGGCAGCGAGAUUUCGCCGCCGCCCGAGUCGCCGCACACGCCCCUCUCGCCCAACAAGCGCAAGUUCUCCUUCAAGUUACCCUCGAACAAAAGCCCAAAGCCCGAGAGGAGGAACUUUGCCGAGGAGGCGGCCAGCAUACCUGAUAUCCAGGAGACGCUGACCGACGAGGCCAAGACCGCGUACAACCUGCUGGUGGAGUCGGGCGGCGCCGGCUCGGCGCCGUCGGUCCUCUCGGACGACGACAAUCCCCUCCGGAUGCUCCGCUCGGGCAUGACCGUCCGGCCGCGCGUCCGCGGCAACAAGCAGCGCCACCUGCAGGAGCGACAGGCCUCCUCCGAGUGGCCCCCGCACUCGUCCCGCAGCCUCCCCCGCCCCCGCACCAACAGCCACCCCCAGCCGCCGCCCACCAUCCUGGCGCCGGCGCCGCCGGGCCGCCGCCGCAGUGAGGCGCCGCUCAUGCCGCCCCCGCCGGUCCCAAGCAGGAGUGGCUCCGAGGACAGCCUCCACCAUUCGGAGAACGAGUUCCGGGAAGACUUGAAUGCAAACCCGAUUCCCCUUCCACCGAGAGACCCGAAUCUCCAGUUGACCAACAAGCCACGCCACCAGAGGAAGCACCCCUUAGUCAUACCUGCCCUUCAAAUUUCAGGGUUCAAAGGAAAGCUGCCGGCCGUGGACUGCAGUCACUUGACAGAGCCCAAAUCCCCUUCGCAGUUCAGCGAUACCUCCUCGGACGGCGGCGGCGGCGGAGGAAAUGCUGUCAAAUACAACAUGUUGGACGACAGCUUCGACAACCAAAUCGCCAACGAGCUGGCCGCCUUGGACAACAUUCCCGAGGAGGAAUCGCAGCAGCACAACAACUCGCCGGCGCGGCCGUCGCACCCGCCUCCGCCCCCGCCGCCUCCGCUGGCCGAGCCAGAAGACGAGCUGGAGGACGACGAGGACGAGGAGGUCCUCCUCCUGCGCAACGGCGACUACGUGUCCUGCGAGGAGCUGCGCGACUUCGCCUGCGACGUGCCCAACGUCCGCCGCACCCAGGGACCCACGCACGGACCACAGUCGGAUGAAGUGCGCAUCAUGACCAAGGUCCUCGGCAAUGCGGUGUCAGCGAAAGAGUGCGUGAUGGCGUUAGACGUGACCAAGUGGGACGUGCACCGGGCCAUCAAGGUGGCGCGGCUGCAGGUGCUGCUGGGCGAGUGCAAGACGGAGAUGCUGGUGGCGUACGAGGCGCUGCAGCAGAGCAACUGGGACGUGGCCCGCGCCGCCGAAUGGGUCAUCAACGGCGAGGACAGCGACCAGGCCACCGACGUCUGAUUUUUUUUGUGGAAAUUAUACGUGCCUUUGCAUUUCGUCAAACGUGUUCACAUCUCUCCUUUGUUUUCUCUCUCUCUCUUUUGUGAUGAUGCGAAAUUUUAUCAAAAUUAAAUAUCGGAAUUAAUUAUUGUUGUUAAUCAGAAAUUGAAGCAAACGUAGUCAAGCGCAGGUUUAAGUGUUAAAUUAUGCGGAACCAGAUUAUAAAUUAAUGUACGUAGCUAAAUUAAUUUAUGAAAAUCGAUAUUUAUAUGCGAGGUUGUAAAUUAUAUUACACGGUGUAAAAUUCUCAAUUUUCUUGCAGCUCUUUUUGCCUUGGAUUCAAAUUUUACGCAUUCAGAAGCAGCGUGUCAAUUGAAUACUCAGUGCCUCUGAGGAUGUUCUCUCUUUUUAUACGAUUAUAUACUCCUAAUUUUAACAGAAUACACACAGGUCAAUUUUUGUACUACCGCAGUAUGUUGUCACUCGACACGCACCUAUCGAUUAUGCAACUCUUAUAUACAUAUACAAUACUUCUUGAUGGUUUUCUCAAUUUUUUUGUACAAAUAAAUCUCGACUUUUUAAACUGCA